CCUUGAGCUUGGAAGAUGCACCAUUAUUGCACGUUGCUUCGGCUAAUCUCGUGUGGCUUUGGACUUGACCAAAAUUUACAGCAUGCUGUUACGAAAGCACUUCGCGCCUCGAAUCUCCUGAGCCGAGGCUCCCGCGACAUCAAUAGAAUAGCGUCUAACCGUGGAGGUAGACUUGAGUGCCCACACUCGCGACUGACCGCUAGCCACUUUACUUUGAUCGGUGUGACGUAUGUCAAGUUUGUCUCAACUGUGUCAGUCUGUUUGAUGCUUAGAAAGUUCUGUACUAUCGCCGUUACCUCGGAUAUUGGCGCUGGGGUUUGCUCUCAGAUGAACAUGUGCUGGACAACCCAGAUUUCAGCAGCAGUCCUCCGUCUUUCCUUCGACUGCUGGUGUUAUUGACCUAUAUGUUCAAAACAACGCUCCUAGCAUCGCUCUGAAUCCUGUUUUUUCUGCGUCUGAAGUGAAAAAGUUUAUGGUACAGAUUACUUCUUCUAUAGAAUAUGUUGUGCUCCUGAGUUGCAACGGAAUCUUGCACACAGUGAAGGUACACAUGCGAUGUUCUUCAGCAUAGCCAUGUAAACAUUUCCAAACGAAUGCCACAAAGUAUCCCACACUCGCUGACUAAGAGGGUAUUGGGCAGCAUCCACAGCAUCUGCCUAGGAGCAGACUUGACAGUUUAUACAAAACGCUGCGUGUGGAUCGGGUGGUGAUUGGUGACCACCGCGAAUUGAACGAUGCUCGUUCAUAGUCGGGCCCAGCACGGAGAGAGGAAAGUGAAGUCGCCAACUACGGAGUCCCGCAAAAAGAUGCUGAACAGCCAAGGGCAAGGCUCCACCCCCUGUGCUGCCUGCAAGCUCCUACGGAGACGAUGCGCCCAGGAGUGCCCCUUCUCGCCCUACUUCUCGCCGCAAGAGCCCCAGAAAUUCGCUUGCGUUCAUAAAAUCUUCGGUGCCAGUAAUGUCUCGAAGAUGCUGAUGGAGGUGCCGGAGAAUCAACGCGCCGAUGCUGCGAGCAGCUUGGUGUACGAAGCGAACGCUCGCAUCCGCGAUCCAGUUUACGGCUGCAUGGGAGCCAUCUCCGCACUCCAACAGCAGGCGCAAGCUCUUCAGGCCGAGCUGAACGCUGUCAGGAUGGAAAUUAAUCGCUACCGCCAGCAUGAAAACUCACCGACGAAUGGCACUCUCACCACCACCGCAUCCGCGACCGCGCUUGUAUCAGGUUACCAAGAGCUCGUUCAGGAUCGAGGGCGGGCUUCCGACACGAGAUCCAGCAAGCCCUCUACUACGGACGUUCACACCACAGUUCAUUCUCCCAGCAGCACGGUGGCCACGUCCGAGUCCAAAGAUCGAACGUAUUGGUCGCCCAUCACGUGAGUCGACUUCAGCCUCACCCCUUUGCUCCAGAUUCCUCGCUAUGGAUACUGCGCGGACAGUCGAUUAACUGCACUUUGGCGGUAGAACUUCAUCAAAAGUUAGGUACUCUGAUACUCCCACUCCCCUCACCGAGGUAUUCAAUUGCUAGGAUAGACACAACUGCAGAGAAAUUUGGCCUGAUCAGCUUUACUUCUCCAUCAACAAAGUCCAGACCACGUAGCACAAGUCUAGAGCAGUUGGCUGUGCGGAGUUUAUCUGGUGCUUCACUUGGAGCCUCAUACAUGAUCAUACUUCUUUUAGUAUCUAAUUAGCUUCAAUUGUACAAUCGUACUGUCAUUAAAUUGGACACUAUCGACAGCGAGUGAAAUUAUUAAACUGGCGAUCAGGAAUGAUAGCAUCAAAGCUAGUCCAAAAGCAGCAGCCCAGCAUACUCAGUGAUAAGGGCUCAAGGUCAUAGUGCUUCCAAUUAUGUCUUAAGCAAAUGAUUCAUUUGUGGGGUGAAAUGGUGCCUUCGCCAGAGUGGCGUAAGCUCUACCUCCCAUUCAUAGAAAUAGAACAGUCCGGUGAAAGAACACUCAAUUCGCAAAA
This is a messenger RNA of Physcomitrium patens, 1961 nucleotides long. RefSeq names its product LOB domain-containing protein 15-like. Lineage: Eukaryota; Viridiplantae; Streptophyta; Bryopsida; Funariales; Funariaceae. The record is from RefSeq and is a predicted model, not a curated record.